AUGGUUGGUGCAGAUGCGCUAAACAACGAGGCUAGGCUGGUAAAAGAUUUACUAGAUAACUAUCCUGAAGAGAAAUCAGCGAGGCCGGUAUUAAAUGACUCCGAUGUUGUCGUCGUGACCUAUGGCUAUACUGUAACCCAAGUCGUUAAACUGCUUUCAAUAUUCAGAAUUCAAUAUAGUGAUAGCGAUGUUGACGGUCUUGUUGUGUUUCAGGACGAAAUACUUCAAACUAUAACUGUCAACGGGUGGAUGUUACAGAUUUGGCAGGAUCAAUUUAUGGUAUGGAAUGCUUCAGACUACGGUGGGAUAAAUAGAAUUAAAGUUCCCUCUCAUUUAAUUUGGAUGCCAGACAUAAUACUAUACAACAAUGUGGACAAGGACUUUGAACGUACCAGGACCAAUGUGCUAUUAUCUAUCACCUCGAAUGGUACUGUUGUUAAGACAACACCGGCUAUCUACACCGCCUUUUGCAAGUUGGAUGUGAAGUAUUUUCCAUUCGACAAGCAAGAAUGCGGGGAGAAAAUGUCGUUUGCCAUUACUAAUUUGCUAGCAAUUGUGCUGUUCCAACAACUUAUCGGCGAGACAUUACCUCCAUCUGACGAAGCCCCUUAUAUCGCAAAUUUUAUUACAUUGAUCAUCUCUCUUGGAUGCAUCUCAGUUGUGGCAACAUCGGUAAUUUUGAAGUUUCACUACGGACGACACAAAAAGCCUGUCAAUGGAUUUAUUCACAGAAUAUUCGUCAGAGGCCUCGGCUCGGUUCUGGGUGUGUAUGAACCGGAUUCUGACAGGCAACUUAUGCGUUCUAAAAGGGGUGAACUGGCGAAUUACUGUCCGAAGAUGAAUGCAGACAGGAGCGACAACAAAGAGUCAAUUAUGCCACCACGUCAAGGGUCAACCAUAACGACAGAGAAUGCAAACAUCAGAAAUUUUAAACAGCAGUUUGAUGAACAGGGAAAAGAGGAUGAACUAUCAAAAACAUGGACGGACCUGGCGCUUGUCUUUGACAGAGUAAUGCUGAUACUAUGCAUGCUAGUUUUCCUAAUCACAUCCGGUACGAUUGCUGCAAUGAUUAUGCAAAAUUAAACUUUAAUCUAAUGUUAACAAUUAAUGAACAUAAUAAAACAAGCGAAGUGGUUAUGCUUACGUCGAGGUGUAAGAAUCAUUAUAGGCCUACAGGCAAUGCUUACGCCGAUGUAUUGAGCAUGCGCACUAGUGUAGGCCUAGACAUAAGUGUAGGUUAGACAUGGUUAGACUAGCUAAAUUAUGAGCUAGCAUCCAUCGAGGUAGUAGUAUUUUUGCUAACUUCAAAUUCACAUCGGCAAAUUUAUAAUCCUGGUGCUGACCACCAUACAACAGCCUACGUCUAAGAAAGAUGUGUAGUAGUUUGUAGGCCUAUUUGCAACAUUACAAAGCACAUAAACAGGCUAAAUGUCCGCCGAUUUUAUCACCAAUAAGCGGAGUGGGAUCAGGGAGGUUUUGUGGGCCGAAUUAUCAUUGAGUCGGCGUAAAGAAGCUAUUUAAACAAGUGAGCUGUUAAUUAUUAUAUUAUUGUGAUUAUAGUGAAUACAACUAUAGUAGGCCUAAUAGCUACUUCUCUGCUAUUGACGAAACACAGAUAGUUAGCAAACGGCUAAAUGUUUCGAACAGGUAAAGAAAUCAUGGGCACAUUAGAUUAGAUUUCGUUGGUGGUACACGCCAAGAAUAACUCACAAAAGUCCUAAGACAUAUUUCCAGUUGGGAUCCUUCUGAUAGUGAAUUGAGCCAUAGGCAUAG
Messenger RNA from Anneissia japonica, 1773 nucleotides. Its product is annotated as acetylcholine receptor subunit alpha-type acr-5-like. Bases 1 to 1083 code for a protein of 360 amino acids. Gene Ontology annotation, biological process: nervous system process; regulation of membrane potential; monoatomic ion transmembrane transport. The record is from RefSeq and is a predicted model, not a curated record. The transcript is spliced from 6 exons. Lineage: Eukaryota; Metazoa; Echinodermata; Crinoidea; Comatulida; Comatulidae. Gene Ontology annotation, cellular component: postsynaptic membrane; neuron projection; synapse. Gene Ontology annotation, molecular function: transmembrane signaling receptor activity; acetylcholine-gated monoatomic cation-selective channel activity.